Molecule: messenger RNA, 2648 nt
Organism: Maniola jurtina (meadow brown)
Lineage: Eukaryota; Metazoa; Arthropoda; Insecta; Lepidoptera; Nymphalidae
Product: rab9 effector protein with kelch motifs-like
Exons: 7
Coding region: 261-2030 (589 amino acids)
Cellular component (GO): Golgi apparatus
Molecular function (GO): protein binding
Source: RefSeq, a predicted model, not a curated record
GGGCGAACCGCGAACGGCGAAACUAGUGCGUCGUAGCCCGCUGCGUCAGGUGCACGUCUUUCGCUGCGUUCAAAGAAAAUUCGGGAACCAAACAAUGUGAAAGAAAUGACUCAUAAAAAUAAAAUUGCGUGCUCUGUUUGUAGUAAAUAUUAGUAUUCGUUGGGUCUUUGACCCUCGUAUAGGUUGGAAAACUGAAACAUAUAGUGAUCGAUUAGGAUUAUAAUCAGAUGGAAUAACUGGGAUGCUGUGGUACCGAUGACAUGUGGUCGUCGGUGGCGAGCGGCGGCAGCGAGCGCGCGGCGCCGUGUGCGCGCGCCAAGCACUCCGCCACGCUGCUGGCCGGCUACGUGUAUGUGCUGGGCGGACGUGGCGCCGGCGGUGCUGUGCCGUUGCGCGACUUUUGGCGCUACUGUCUCGCAAGCAGUCGCUGGGAGCGGCUGGAGGCGCGAGGCGAGCCGCCGCCCGCGCUGCAGGAGCACAGCGCGACGGCGCACGGCACACGCCUCUAUGUGUUCGGCGGAGAGGCGGGGGCGCUCUCCAACGAGACCCCGCUCUGGAUAUACGACACUGAGAGCCACAUCUGGCGCAAGCUGCCGGGUCAGCCCGGCGGGCCGGUGCGCAGCCGCGCACGCGGCGGCGGCGGAGGCGCGGGCUGCGGGCCGCGCGGGCGGCGCGGGCACUCGGCGCACGCGCUCAAGGACUGCCUGCUGGUGUACGGCGGCUACCGCGACCUGCGCGGCUCCACCAACGAGCUGUGGGCUUUCCACUACGAGUCGGAGAGCUGGCAGCAGGUGCGCACGAGCGCGGCGGGCCCGGCGCGGCACCGCCACGCCGCCGCGCUGCACGACUGCCGCCUCUACGUGCACGGCGGCCAGAGCGACCUGCGCGCCUGCGCCGACCUGUGGCACUACGACACACUGACGCGCGUGUGGACGCAGGUGCGCACGCCGCCCAAGCUGUCGCCCAGCGCGCGCAGCGGGCACGCGGGGCUGCGCGCCGGCGCGCACCUCUACAUCUUCGGCGGCGAGGCCAACGGCCACCCCACCAACGAGCUGUGGAGGUUCCACUUCGCCACGGAGACAUGGGAGCGCAUAGCCCAAAGCGUGAAGUGGCCAUCGGCGCGCGUCGACAGCCGCGCCUUACUAAUAGGAGGCUCGUACACGAGCCGCGUGCGGAGCGCCCCCGUGGCCCCCCUGGCCAGACCCGAGAGCCAGGCCCGCGGCCGCCCCGACGCGCCCGCCGGCUUCCUGCGGGAGAUCUCCAAGCUGUCGAGCUUCCACAUCCGCCGCGCCGCGAGGUGCUCCUACACCGUACUGGCGGGAGACCAAGAUUCCACCGAAAGUCUAGUCCGAACUGAACAUUCUAAUUUAUCCAAGUCGCGCUCCGCCUACAUCAUCGACGAGAGGCUGCCGGCGGAUGGCGACGAGGCGCCCAAGCGCGACGACGACACCGACGGCCGGCGCUCCGAACUGUCGCGCGAACCCAUCUCCGUCCCCGACUUCGCCGACAUGGUGCUGCCCACGCCCGUGCUCACCCCCGCCGAAGCCACCAAGCUGGUCUACCUCGAUUCCGAAGAAGAGGAGGACGUCAAACGCGAGAUAGCGCUGAAGCGCUCCAAGAACGGAACCGUCACCAAAAAUAAAAUCGUCCCGAUUUCCAAGUCAGCGUCCGUCAAAUUUACUAAGGAGCCCUUCACAGAAACGAUUAUCACUACCGAAGACGAAGCGGAAAUGUCGACAUCCGACUACGCGAGCGCUGAGAGGGUUAACAGGCUUUCCGGGGCGUCUUCCGGGUUCAGUAACCCUCAUUAUUUGGGUCCGGAUAUCAGGAAUUUAGGGUCCGCGUUAACUCCGGACUCUGGCGUGGGUCCGGGGGACAUAGAGCUGCAGGAUUUGAGCGAGAGACGCGCCCGGAGCGUUUCGAGGAACGGGGAGAGGCAGCUGCACUUGCUGUUAGUCGGCGGGAAGGAGCCGCCGCACCUGGCGCUGCUGCAGAGCCCCUUGUCCAUGUGGAGCUUCAAACUAUUGUAAUUUGUAUUCUUAAGGAGCCAUAGCGGGGAUCCACACUGCUUUAUCCCGACACAUGGCGCAGCACCGGCCACAGAGGUAAUAUAUCAUCUGUGGAACCGACUGGCGGCUAUACCUACUGAGCUGUCAAACGCUAUAAAUUAUAUACCUACGAGCUUCCAGGUAUCAUACAUCUUUAAAUGAUCGAAUGGAGAUCAACUAUUCUUAACAAAGCUAGCAAACAAACAAAACUAUGUUGAUUAUAACUUGACAUCGGCCGGAGCUCUCUAAGUCGGGCCCUCUAAGUUCAGCUUUGCCCACUGACAUAGUUUUGUUAUCUCAUUGGUUUUGUCUGUGGAUCCCCAUUUCGCGUGGAUUCUCUAGAUUCGCAGGUUCGAAUCAGUUCAAGUCAAAAUACCUUAGUUUCCAACAAAAUCUGAGCGCGUAACAUAAGCCAUGGCACGAUUUCAGCGUGAUUUUUAGUCAUAGAUUAAACAUGUUUGGAACACUAAUUUAAUUAGAUUCUAAAUUCUAAAACGCCCAUAGAUUUAGGAAAUGUAAGUAGGUAUAAGUAUUUAUUAAUACAGGGUGUAACCAGAGCGCUAGCAAAAACGAACACAGGUGAUAGUACUCAUGAUCACU